Doryrhamphus excisus (bluestripe pipefish) is the source of this 904-nucleotide messenger RNA. Its product is annotated as transcription factor HES-5-like. The record is from RefSeq and is a predicted model, not a curated record. Gene Ontology annotation, molecular function: protein dimerization activity. NCBI's taxonomy places the organism in Eukaryota, Metazoa, Chordata, Actinopteri, Syngnathiformes, Syngnathidae.
UGUCAUCCAGCUCUCUGAUUGGCUGCCACUGUGAGAAAGUGCAGCCAGAGCCAGAGGCACACAUUCAUAUGGAGAUGUAGGACUAUAAAUAGGAGGCAUGAAGCCAGUAGAGAUCACAUUGUGGACAGCACACACAUCCAGCCAUGGCACCUACAAUCUCUACAAACUCUCAGCAACAUGUGACACUCACACACAAGCUCAGAAAGCCUCUAGUGGAGAAGUUACGGCGAGAGCGAAUCAACAGCAGCAUCGAGCAGCUCAGAUCUCUUCUGGCUCCAGAGUUCCUCACGCAGCAGCCGGACUCCAAGCUGGAGAAAGCAGACGUUCUUGAGAUGACCGUUUGUUUCUUGAGACGACUCAAGUCUUUGAACGUGUCAUCCGUUCAUCGGGGUUACUCCAGGUGUGCCCGUGAGGUGGCACACUUCCUGUCGGAGGAGCAGCAGGCGAGGACACAUUUCAAGAAACUUCAGUUUUCCAGUGAGGAGAAACUGAGAGAGGAGGACAUCUCGUCUUUGAGAUCUCCAGACUACAGCAGCAUCACAAAGGAGGAGACUCCGUCCCACAGUGCACCAUGGAGGCCAUGGUAGAACAUCAGGACUUUUGAGUUGCCUUUUAUAAAGGUUUACACGUUGUAUUCAAAUGUUACUCCGUGUAGUAAAUAGAAUUAUUCCCAAUGGGAAUGUCCAAUGUAUAUUUUAUAUUUUCUGCAUUACAUCGUUCAAUGGUGUAUUUGUUGUUUUUCCUCCAUUCAGGAGUAUUUCUUCUACAUGUUGAACAUGUUCUAGUUCCUUUAAGAGUGAUCUGCAUUCUAGCCAGAUGUUUAAAUGUGCUGCUUCUGUGAUUGACAGCACACACACCUUCAGUGAAGGGGAAAUGAAUGAAUGAUGAUGAAUGUAUUCCUUUC